This is a messenger RNA of Bacidia gigantensis, 906 nucleotides long. RefSeq lists its product as uncharacterized. The record is from RefSeq and is a predicted model, not a curated record. NCBI's taxonomy places the organism in Eukaryota, Fungi, Ascomycota, Lecanoromycetes, Lecanorales, Ramalinaceae. The transcript is spliced from 2 exons. Bases 1 to 906 code for a protein of 301 amino acids.
AUGUCGGACUCUCCUGACUUAAGUAAAUCCAUCAUUCACACACCUUGUGACCUCGACAGUGACUCACCGCUUCUGCUAGGCUACGCAAAUCUCCUCCGACUCCGGACCUUACCAAAGGACAAGAGAGCUCAGGGAAUUCAACAGAUCCAGCAGAAGGCCAAGACCAUCCAGUCAAAUUGCAAGCCCGCACCACCACCAAUGGAACCCUCAAAUUAUCUGACGGCUCUUGCCAACCUGGACGUCAAGAAACCCGAUGCUUUCCAAAAUUUCAUCCGGGAUACCCAAGCACAGGACCCUGAAAGCUCGCCGAAGCCUAUACCACUAGGUACUCGUGAGGGCAUACAAUACUUCCUUCUAAGUAGCGAGUCUACUGUCCAACAGGACAUCAGCAACCCUCCGAAGACGGGCGAUAUCUACUACAGCAUGUCCGAGUACACAUCCCUCAGCAUCCCGCAAUACAAGCCCCUAGCGACGGAUCUCGUCUACGGUUUCGGUCUCGGCCAGCUCUACUAUCGCCCCGUCACCACCUCCCCUGCAACUUGGGACAAUCUCACCGACAGUGGCUUCUUCGUGAUCUGCAGCGCGACGGACAAGUCCCUGUGGGCGGCAUUCAAUUUCAAUCCCAUCACAGAAUUGGGUUAUGUCAGGCCCUUGAAGCCCGAGAACGGAGAUCCGUAUGGCAAACUACCGCCUGGUAAACCGGAUGAUCAAUCGAGCGUAGUGAUUGGGCUGCAGAAGCUUUAUGGGAAAGACUGGACCACGAAGAAGCCAUUUAGCCUGGAUGGAGUCGAUCCUUUUAAGAAUAAUGUAGGCAGUGGAACGGAGAUCGCGGCGAAACUGACUGCGAAACCUGUGUUGGUCGCGGAUGUGGUGAGGGCUAUUGGUGGUGGUGCCGUGGGUGCUUAA